Messenger RNA from Linum trigynum, 2043 nucleotides. Lineage: Eukaryota; Viridiplantae; Streptophyta; Magnoliopsida; Malpighiales; Linaceae. The record is from the annotation of a GenBank genome assembly.
CUCAAAUUGGUUGGAAUUUAGGAGAAUAAUUAAUGGACAAAUCUUUGUAGUUACAGAAGGUGUUAAUUUUAUAAAGAGUGUGUUUAAACUUGGGAAUUCAUUAAGAAAAAAUAAUUAAGAUUCAUCUGGUGGCGUGGGAUAAAAUGGCCGAGCCCAGAGCGCAGGGAGGAGGGGGUCUGAGGUCCGUCCGGCAUGCAAACCUGGCUAUGCUUGCUAAAGGCGGGUGGAGGAUUAUUAAAGAAAAAGACUGCUUGUGGACUCAAGUCAUGCGAUCGAAGUACGGGAAGCAACGGGAAGGUCUUGAAGUGCUUCGUCCUGUUAAGGGAGGUUCCUUUACCUGGAACAGUUUGAAUAAAGCCUCAAACCUUCUUCGGAAGGGCUGUGCGUGGAAUAUUCAUAAUGGGAAAGGAGCUAAGUUGUGGCGUGAUGUUUGGCUUUUGCAGGUUCCUUUGACCGAGGUGGCGCUUCAACCGGUAACGGAGGAGAUGCUGAAUGAGCAUGUGGCGGAUUAUGUUGAUGAAGAAGGUAGCUGGGACAUCGAUCGCUUGGAGGUUUGGCUUCCUCCCGAGGUGCUCCAAAAGAUCACGGCGAACCUGGUGGAUCCCCUUUCUCUGGAAGAAGACACUAUCCUCUGGACCGCUUCCUCGAAUGGCCACUUCUCAACCUCCUCGGCCUACAGUCUAGCCUUACCUCCAAGGCACGACCCGAAUGAGAAGAUGUGGCGAACCAUUUGGAAGCUCCCGGUUGCAGAAAGAGUCAGGUGUUUCGUUUGGCUGAUGUCCCUAGGGCGCAUCGCGACGAAUGUUCUCUGCUAUUCCCGUAAAUGUGCGGAGUCCCCCAUGUGCCUUAGAUGCGGGAACGACGAAGAGACCAUCCUUCACUUGCUUCGGGAUUGCUACCCUGCUCAUUUCUUCUGGCUGAGAUGGAUCCCCCAGGCGGAGCAUCAGAGCUUUUUCAGCAGCAGUCGGGAAGAUUGGGUCCGAGACAACAUCCUUAAGGAGGAUGUGAUGGAGUCUGGUAUGAAUUGGAACAGCUUCUUUAGUACUGCAGUGUGGUGUAUCUGGAAGAACAGGUGUACAGGGUGUUUCCAGGGGUUGCAGAAGGCGCUUUCUGCACCCUCCCUUGCUUUCUCCAUCCAGCAAAAGACUAUUUUGUGGCAUAAAGCUUGGCAGGCCCCUACGGUGAACUUUGGCCGCCAGGGAUCCAGGCCGGAGAGGAUUGAGACGCAGAUUCAUUGGAGAGCCCCUCGAAAUGGGUGGGUCAAGCUUAACGUGGAUGGGGCGUCGGCGGGCAACCCGGGGAUUGCUGGAGUCGGGGGUAGUAUCCGCGAUGAGCAUGGUAAGUGGAUCCGGGGCUUUGUUGCUAAAGUGGGUGAAGCCUCGGCGACCCUUGCUGAGCUCUGGGCUAUUUACUAUGGCCUUCAUCUCGCCAGGAAAGCCGGGCAUUCUUGUGUCCUUGUUGAGUCGGAUUCUCAGUUGGCUAUCGCUUUGAUUAAGAGUCGUCAUGACCCAGUUCAUCCCUACGCCGCUUUGUUGGCUUAGAUUCGGAGGUGUCUAGCGCAGGAUUGGUUGGUCAGCAUCGGGCAUGUGUAUCGAGAGGGGAAUAGAGUCGCGGACUGGCUCUCGAAGCACAGUCUCGUCUAUCCCCUGGGUAUGCAUGAACUUGUUGAUCCACCGCCGGCGUUGACUCCUAUUCUUAUGGAAGAUUGUAUGGGCAUUUCUUUUCAGCGUCGUGUUGUGACGCAUCCCUCUUACUCUCUGUAAUCCUCUUUGCGGCUUUGGCCUCCCUUCAAUGCAAAAAAAAAAAAAUUAAGAAAAAAAAAUUAUUGAUUAGUCUCCCUCCCAUCAGAGUGUGUGAUAUCUUUUAAUCUUACAGGUUACAACCAAGCCGAGCCAAGCUGAUGAAGGAUGAGACGAAUAAAGACAGCAAGAAGCCACCUGGCCGGUCACCAAUUGUUCUAUUAUAGCUGGCACUGAAACUAAUUAAAUAAUCUUAAUUAACAAGCUCUGUCACUUACUGGUGGAAUGAAAGCGAUUAGCGCUC